GCGACGGUGCUUCGGCGUCCCUAGCUUGCGUGUGACGGAAGAUGGAGGAGAACAGCAGAGAGCAUCUCGAUACUGAUAAUGAAGCAGGAGGAGAGGAUGCUCUGGUGGGCAAUGUAAACAAACUGAUGGUCACCCCAUCAGGAUACUCGGGACCACCCAGGAAAGGACACCUCAUCUUUGACGCCUGCUUUGAAAGUGGUAACUUGGGCCGUGUUGACUACAUCACUGAAUUCGAGUUUGAUCUCUUCAUCAGGCCUGACACGUGUAACCCACGCUUCAGGGUGUGGUUUAACUUCACAGUGGAAAAUGUUCGAGAGACCCAGAGAGUGAUUUUCAACAUUGUGAACUUUAGCAAGACCAAGAGCCUGUACAGAGAUGGGAUGUCCCCUGUGGUGAAGUCCACCAGCCGGCCUAAAUGGCAAAGACUGCCGGCCAAGAAUGUGUAUUACUACCGCUGCCCAGACCACAGGAGGAACUAUGUGAUGUCUUUCGCCUUCUGCUUCGACCGCGAGGACGACGUUUAUCAGUUCGCUUACUGCUACCCCUACACCUACUCGCGUCUGCAGCAUUACCUGGCCAGCCUGGAGCGCAGAAAUCUCGAUUACCUGAGGCGUGAGCAGCUGGGCUUCAGCGUGCAACAACGACGGCUGGAUCUUCUGACCAUCACAAACCCUGCCCAUCUGAACCAAGAGAGAGAAAAACCAGUGGUGUUUCUCACAGCCCGGGUUCAUCCUGGAGAAUCACCUGCUUCUUUUAUCUGUCACGGUGUCAUUGACUUUCUGGUCAGCCAGCAUCCCAUCGCUCAGGUGCUGCGCGAUCAUGUUGUCUUUAAAAUCGUGCCCAUGCUCAACCCCGAUGGCGUUUACCUGGGAAACUACAGGUGUUCUCUAAUGGGCUUCGAUCUGAACCGUCAUUGGCAGGAUCCUUCCCCCUGGGCCCACCCCACACUACAUGCUGUCAAGCAACUCAUAGUCCAAAUGAACCAAGACCCGAAAGUGAGUUUGGAGUUCUACAUCGAUGUCCACGCCCACUCCACCAUGAUGAAUGGCUUCAUGUACGGUAAUGUCUUUGAGGAAGAGGAGAGGGUGCAGAGACAGGCCGUUUUUCCUCGACUACUGUGCCACAACGCACCUGACUUCUCUCUUUCCAGUACAUCAUUUAAUCGUGAUAUGGUCAAGGCCGGCACCGGUCGGCGGUUUCUUGGUGGCCUAUUGGACGACACAUCUUACUGCUACACGUUGGAGGUCUCCUUCUACAGUUACCUGACGGCAGGAAGUACCUCACCUGUGCCGUACACUGAAGACAGCUACAUGAAGCUGGGUAGAAACGUGGCCCGGACGUUCCUGAAUUACUACAAACUGAACAACCUGAUAGAUGAGAGCAAGCUAACAGGACACAUUCACAGCACAUUUGAUGGAACAUCCACCAGUCAUCAAGGAAACAAUACUAGAAAUGGGAAAAAUCAGGUGAAAGGUGAGAAGAAAAGCGUUGGGGUCAAGCAAUACUAAACACGCAAGGAAGACGUGAAUAAACUUCGUCAACAAGCAUCACAGCCUCGAGCGAGAUGUUGUGAACUAUUGUCCACUUGCAAAUGAUGUUUUCAUAUCAACCCACAGCAAUCCACCAGAUAUUAGUUUUCUAAGUUUUAUGUAAUGAUAAUAUUCAACUGUGAGUCUUCUACAGUAUUAAUUCUCGCUUGUAAGAUAUUGCACAGAGAAAACAUCAACUGUAAAUUGUCCCAUCGGCUACAUUUAUUGCUUUUUUAGUGCUUUUGUUGAAUACCAACUACUUUGCCUUGCUUUUGAAGUUGCCUAUUGCCUAUAAGUACAGAUAUUUGAUUCCAGCUGCAUUCAUUCUGAUAAAGUGAUUUUGUGAAUUAUUUGAUUGUCUAGAAUAAUUAAUUAUUUGCUCACAUCUGAAUGCUUGAAAUUGCUUAA
Triplophysa dalaica is the source of this 1937-nucleotide messenger RNA. It is a transcript of the gene agbl4, whose product is annotated as AGBL carboxypeptidase 4. The record is from RefSeq and is a predicted model, not a curated record. Gene Ontology annotation, biological process: proteolysis. Lineage: Eukaryota; Metazoa; Chordata; Actinopteri; Cypriniformes; Nemacheilidae. The transcript is spliced from 13 exons. Gene Ontology annotation, molecular function: zinc ion binding; metallocarboxypeptidase activity. Bases 42 to 1508 code for a protein of 488 amino acids.